UCGCCCACAACUUCACUUCGGUCAACUUCGUCAUUUAGUGGUGAUCGAAACGUCGAUGUGUGUGGAAGUGAAUUUAACUUUUCUAACAUAGUCUCACAAAAAAUAACAAUAACCAGUAACUAAAGUACAAUUUCUUAUUUGAACGUGUUAGAAUAAACAUUUUACGUGCAUUCAGUUGUUUAAAUUGUAUUCAAAAUGUGUGAUAAUACCAAUCCUUCGACGCAAAGUAUAGCGGACUACUUAGCUCAGUUGCUCAAAGACAGGAAGCAACUGGCUGCGUUCCCGAAUGUUUUCAUGCACAUGGAACGACUUCUGGAUGAAGAAAUAGCCAAAGUACGAGCGAGUUUAUUCCAAAUAAAUGGAGUAAAGAAAGAGCCCCUCGUCUUACCAGAACCAGAAGGCAUGGUCACUACGCUAACAGAAAAAGUAUACGUGCCAGUAAAAGAACAUCCAGAUUUCAACUUCGUGGGAAGGAUUCUGGGACCCAGAGGCAUGACAGCGAAACAGUUGGAACAAGAAACAGGAUGCAAAAUUAUGGUCCGAGGCAAAGGAUCAAUGCGGGAUAAGAAAAAGGAGGAUGCGAACAGGGGUAAACCGAAUUGGGAGCAUCUGGCCGAUGAUUUGCAUGUCCUACUCACAGUAGAGGACACAGAAAAUAGAGCGAAGAUAAAACUCGCCAGGGCAGUAGAUGAAGUCAAACGUCUACUUAUACCACAAGCCGAUGGCGAAGAUGAACUGAAGAAGCGUCAGUUGAUGGAACUAGCCAUUAUAAACGGCACAUAUCGCGACUCAAGCGCGAAGGCUGCCAUGCCUGUCAACGGUCAGUGCCUCAUAACUGAAGAGGAAUGGCGAAGGGUCGCCGCUGCGGCCGCCGAGACACAGCGACUUUUGGCGCCGGGUGGUGGUGUGGCCGGCGUCGGUGGUGUUGCUAUCCGUACACAGGCGCCUUUGGGGGCUCCACUGAUCCUGUCUCCACGCAUGUCUGCCGCGCCCGGGACUCAGGCCGGCCUUCUGAACGGUACCGGCGCAGGCGCAGCAGCCGGCCUGCUGUCUCCUGGCGAGCCGGCCCACCAGUUGAUCUACGCGUCUCCAUACGCCGAGUACGCUAACUACGCAGCCCUCACGGCCGCCGCCAACCCGCUGCUGACGGCGGAGUACGCCGCUGCUGACCAUACGGGUGGGUUGUUCGCCCGUUGAUCUCCAACGAUUCGAUACUUGAUAACACUUUACUUGUAGCAAAAUCUUGUACGGUUACUUGAAGUUUUGAAUGACUUUAAGUAUGUAUCAACUGGAUUAAUAUUUGUGAAAAUAUAAAUAUUGUUAAGAAAUGCAAUACGAGUUAGUAUCAUGUUAUACAAAAUUGGAAUUUACUUUCACAAUUCCAGCCCUUUUUUUAUUUGAGUAAGAACAUAUUUGUCAUAAGUUUUUCAAGUAGCUUACUAGAACUCAAUUUAUUACAGUUCCACAUUUUUUAUCAAGCAAAACUUCUGGUAGCCGUACAGAUGUACUUAAGCGUCAUUAGCGAUUAUAUGAUUUUAAUUGCAAGCUCUGUCACGAAUAACGUUGCAGUAUUACCUACGCUUUGCCCUGAGAGUAGCUAAUGACCUACUUUUUUGUAGGUUAAUAACCGUGAAACCAAGGUGUUAUCAAACAUCGAACCUAGAUUAUACUUACUAACUAUACACACGGUACCGGGUAUCUACCUACGGUAUGUAGACUCAGCGUGUAAGUCAUUUAAGCAUAGGAGUUAAAAUAAUCUAGCAAAUUUAAUAAUAACCUAGGGUCUAGAAAUUUCAAAUAGGUUAACCAUGUGCGUUAAAUUCGACUUAAAAAAUGUAACCGCAUGCUUUGACGAAUAUUUUUAGGCGUUUUACUAUUUUCAAAGUGCAUGCCUCUUAAAUUUUCGUUCAUUUAGAUUAUUUAGACUAAACUAAGCUUCUCUUGUCUUGAAUGUCUACGCUAGACGAUAAAACAUAAAUAAAAUAAAACAUUUAACGUCACCAUAAGGCAACGACACAAUUUCAAAUGUAAAUCGGACGCGUGAUUGCGCAACACUAACAAGACUAAUGCAAUUAUUUUAACACAUGGUGCAGAGUUUAUAUUUUACUGUGUGUGAAAUAAAUAUUUUAAUGGGGUUUGCAGCGUCGAGGUACCUACUUGCUGGCUUUUGACAAUGGCCGCAAUCUCCUCAGCCAACACUAAGAUACGACAGACUCCAACACUCGCCGUAUCUGCCGCAUCACUAUAACCGUCCUUGAUACUUGAAUACGCUUCUUACAUUUUACAGGACGCAUUAUAUACAGUCAUAAUAAAAGCCAUCAUAUUAAUAGGAUUAAGAUGUAUUGUUUUAAGUACGAUUAGAUUAGUGAAUCGAUCAUGUACCUACGAACUUAAUUUUUUUAUGAUAUUGUUUUUUUUUCUUCUACGACUGUUUGUACAGUUCCACAAGUAUAUUUUGUUUUCGAACAAUCAAAGAUUUAAUUUGUUGCGUACAGAUAUAUAGAUAUUUAUUUAUUAAUUUAAUAAUGCAUUAUAUUAUUUAUAACAGAAUAUUAUAUCAUCGUUGCCUCGUAUUAGAGUUGAUGGCAGUUACGCAUUAUUGUUUGAAGUAGACAUUAUUUAGAGUAAUCUUAAUGAAACUGCCAAUAGACUCCUUAAGUUACCGAAUUUCGUAUACAAAGACAUAGAUUUUUUUAAAUCAUUUAUUUAUUUACCUACAUCGUCACUGAUUUCCUACGAUGAUAGUUAGAUCCAUCAUCUGUAGUUCUUGUUAUAACCCUUGCUUGUAACACCACUAAUAAAUUAACUUCUUUGUAGUAGAUCAAAAUUUCAUCUUUGUCGAAUUUAGGUCACUUUAGAAUUCACCAUAGUGCAUGAAAUUUUCAUACUUGUUUAGAUUUUCAAUCAGCACACCUAAUGUGAAUAACAGAUUUUAUUCUCGUAUUAACAUCAAAAUCUCUGAAUAUUGAAAUUAUUUCCUUCGAUUCAGCGAUUACAAGCAAAAGGGACCAAAUAUGAUUUGAACUCAAUAAGAUACAAAACUCUUAUACUAAACAUAUAACAAAACUUACAAAAUUAAUAUUAAAAAACACUACGAUCAAAUCUGCUGAACAAUCUAGGCGGUUUUAAAUUGUUUUAAGUAUUGUAACAAUAAUAUCGAGAGAAAGCGUAAAUUUAUGUUAUUGUUACAAUUUUGACAUAAUUUAUUAAUUUAUUAGCCAUAUUAUGUUUAUGAACAUACCAUAGGAUAAGUAUUAUUUUUAUCUUUUAAAGAUUUUUAGAUAGGUUAGAAAAGAGUGAGCUUUAUGAAAAAUAUAUUCGUAUUUUACUAUUUUGUAGGUUUAUUAAACCGCAGUAAACACUGUACAGUCAAUUUAUUUAAAAUGAAAUUAAAGCCGGACAUUACCUGUACCUUGACCGGGCUUUCCGUUCGAGGUUUGAAUAUUUUAUUUUGUUAUUAUUUCCAAAGCAAUAUCAUAGGUAUUUUAGGCCUAAGCGUAAUUAUAGAAGUUAGUGUUACUGCUGAAGUAAGUGUUUCGUAGCAUUAUAUUGAAAUUGACGAUGAAGGCAGUAGCGAUUAACUAGGUAUUUGAUAUUGUAAGCGCAGAAAAAUAUGAGCUUUUGUUGGUUUAAAUGAGAUUAAAAAUAUUAGAAGCGUUCAGCGGCAUUUGUGGCUAAGGGCUACAAUUUCGUAUCAGUCUUCUCAGUAGUUUAAACAGCUUUAAUUGUUUUAAAAACCAGUGUUUUUGAUUGAGCCUGGGUGGCACUCAGUGUUGAUUUGAGGUUUAAAUAUGUUCUGUCCAAGACACAGAUUAAAAUGAGUAUGCCGUUAGGUGUGGUGAGGAGGGCGGGUCGGCUCACGCAAGUGCGGGAGCACCCUUACCAGCGCACUGCUUUGCCGGCGCCUUAAUUCGCCAUAUUGCUCUCACGCCGCCAUUUUGUUCACAAGGUGAGAAGCGCGCGCGCACGCAUGCAUAAGAUGAAUAAGUUUGCUUGCACUGUAGACUUGUUGUGUGAACUUUGACAUAAGAAAACGUUAAGUAUAUAAAGGGAAAACCUUUACGUGUCUAAGUUUUUUUAUGUCAAUAUGACCUGAAACUUGCGUCAUUACUGAAUUAAAAAGUCAGUGAAUUCCAGUAAAAAAAAUAGUUAGUAUAGUUUCGAGUCAUAGAUCAUUUUGAACGUAACCAUUUACUGGCAAUUUAUUUCCAUUUUCUAGCAACCAUAUUCGUCUGUAGUAUGCGUGGGUGCUUCUGCUUAGUUGUCUCUCUGUGUCUUUAUAUUUUUUAUUUAUUUAAUUGUGUACUUAUUAGUUUUAUCUCGAGUAUUAAGUGAAAAUGACGUAAUGUUGUCCAUCGCUACAUCAUACUGCAUCUGAAGCGACACUGCAUAAUUUGAAAACUGUGAUUUUUUAUUUCUUUUAAUAGAUAUUUUAGAUCUGUUACAUGUUGUGAUGCGCGGCAUUGUUGUACAGACAUUGCAUUGUCUCGAUUGUAUUACUUUUACUUUUUUACAAAUUAAAUAAGCAUUAUUGAAUUUUGAUGAUUUCCAACAUUACUGUUCCUAUUUUAUGAAAAUUCACAACAUGUGCCUCCAAAUAGCCGUGAUUGAGUAUCUUUAUCAAAGUAUAAUAUUAUUUACAUGGAAAGAAGGAUCGCUUUCUCAAGUUUUAAUACGAUAAAUCAAAUUAGUUUUUUUUCGAGAUUUAUGAUGCUUUGUGAUUUUUGUUUGCCAAAUAAAGUCCAUGGAGGUGCUAAGGUCGGGUUGUGAGGUCCUUCUUUCCACUAUCGCCCAGUAUUAGUCAAAGGGAUAGGCAUUUUCAGAAUUCGUGCCAUCAAUCCAGUAUUAUACAAAAUGCCUCCCUUCCGACUUUUCAUUUCAUUAUCAUCACAACUUUUUCUUAGUCAAUAUAAGAUUUUUAUAUGAUUUUUAUAAACUAGUUGUUUCUAUUUUGUCUUAGGUAAGUAUUAUAUGCUUUCUUAUUUGAAAGUGAUUAUUAUUAAGAUAAUUUGCACUUGUGUCCUUGUGGAUUGAAAACGGCACCUAUGUGCCGAUUACGUAUUGUCACGCUUCUUUUAUCCAAUUUUAUUAUAGAUCGGAACGAUAUAUUCGUAAUUUUAUUAUCUGAGUUAUAUGAACCAUGAUGUAUUGUGAAAUAUUAUGUCACUUGUUGAUUGUAAAUAAAUGCAUUUUCAGAAGAUAUCCAUGCAAUAAAUUUGUCUGAAAUUACGAGUUUCUUUUUAUUAUUUUAGAUCCGCGGUUAAAGUUAAUUUGUGUUCAUGUUUUUACUGCUAAGUGUAUACAGUUGAUGACGUGCAGUCAUUGGUCGAUUGUAGCCUCACACGACUAACAUUGCAACUCCACAAGGCCAAGUUCCCGUUUGUUGACAUAAUAAUAAUUUUAAGUGCACUAUCAUAACAGCUAUUGUCACAACUUGCAGAUUAUCUGUAACUAUGUAUUUAUAUUAUAUGAGUCACUAACAUGCAAAUAUGUAAUGACAUUGAAUUAUGUUAUCACAGAUUUAUUAACAAAAUUAAGAGAAUGCUACCAUAUACAAGUUUAUUAUUGAAAUAUUAAGCAAUGUGUUGAAUAACUUACAUACUUGCAUCUGGGUGCUAUGGUUAUACAUAAGUGAUAAAAUUAUUAUGCUUGUUUGUUUGAGCGAUGUUCGAUGCAUGGUCAGAGAAACCGAUGUAUCGAGUCUCGCUCUUUUGGGAACUAUUGGGCAUUUAAUCCUAUAUUGUAGAUUAUCAUUAUCAUACUAAAUUAUUUUAACAUUUUUCAACCAUUAACUGCGUAAACUAAUGAAGUAAGUACCCGUUACAAUAAUUAAUUAACCGGGCCAUACCGAACACAAUGUCGCGGCGCGAAUGCCUGAUAGCCUCCCCUCAAUACUUGUUUUAUCAGAAUUUUCUAUUUUAUGAUAAAUACCGUACACAAGUUAUAUCAAUCCGAGAACGAUUUGCGCUUUUGUUGAAUAGCUGCAUGUCUUGCCCCCAAAAGUUUAAUUCGAUUGUAUUAUCAGUUCAUUUAUCCCUUUACCUCCUUCGUAAUAUUCAUGAACGUUCUCAUUAAGAGAUGUCGCUGAGAGUACUAGUAAUAUUUCUAGGACGUUAUCAGAAAUGAUUUUCCGCGCCUCUCGAUAGUUUCAAACUUAGCAUGCCAUUUCUGAUAGUGUCCCUCAGCAUACGAACACGCCGCGGCAGUCAACAUCAGUGUGAAGUCGUCUCGCGAUUGGGGCACUCGUGUCGGACCAUGACAUUUUGAUCGAUACUAACAUUCUGUUUUUUCUCUCUUCUCGUUAACCUGGCUAGGUGAGUGCUAACGGCGCCGAGGAACUAACCGCAGCCACGGCCGGCCCCCGCCCGGCACUUCGCCGUAACAUAUACAUCGGAACAUCGACCACCAUAGUAGCUAUAGCUGUUGGGCCUUUCACGUUAACAUUACUAUGUAUUAUAAUAGUCUAACUAUUAACAUUUAUAUGCCUGUUAUGUUUAUAACAUGAUAAUUAACCUAUACAAAUGGCACACGCCAUCGACUAUAUCUACUUUUGUAAUUGUUUAUUUGUUGUCGCUUGAUCGUGUUGUGUUAGCACGAGUUGUUAGAACCCUGGAUACGCGCGGUGCUAAAUGUGUAUUCAGUUAUCUUAUACCUAUCUUAUCUUAUGUUUGAUAUUCUUAACAGUUUUUAAUAUGAAAUGCGUUCAAUUAUAUAUUUAACAAUAUCUAAAGUUUAUUGUAUUCACCUUUAGCGCCGUGCAAUUUACAUCUUAUUUUGAAUCUGUUGAAAUAAUUCUCAAGUUAUUUAGUACUUAUUACACAGAUUAAUUUCUGAAGUAGUCGAUUUUCAAUUUAAUGCAACUGGAAAAAACUUGGGCAAUAAUGCUCAUUAAUGAACUAAUGAGUGAGAGUUUUCAAUUCUCAUUUCAUAAUAUACAGUACAAAGUUAUUUAUAUCAUGUUAAAUGAAAUGGAAGCAACGCUGUGCGCAGAAUUAUUAUCAAGAUUCCGGUAUUCACUCGAGCUAGUGUCAAGUAAGUAAUAUAUGUUUGCAAAUUUCAAUGAAAAUAUUGAGAAAACAUUAUAGAUAUUGGACUGAUAUUGGAUUCUAAUCUAGGUUGUCCUUCAUAUACUUAUUGACCUAACAAAUAUGUUUUUGGCAAUAAAAUUAUUUUACAUUAAAACCAAAGACUAAUAUAAUUUUGAGAGCUAUAUUUCAAUCAAAUUAAAAUCGAAUGUCUUCCUUCUAAACCUUGAAUAGCGGUCAAUGGGUGUAUGAACCUAUCUACUAUAUGUAGAGAUAUAUUUAUAGUAUUUACAUAUUUUAGUGUUUAAUAUUUAUAGAUAAAAUGAAUAUUUGUGCAUCCCAAGUGCCUUAAUUUUGUACAAUGUUCGCCCACUGUGGUUCUAUAAACUGUUAACUGCAUAUUAGUUAAGUUAGAAGAGAUUAAAUUAUUGUUAACUUUGCUAUUAUAUUAAUCUUAAAUAAUAGGCAGUCUAGGACAAUAUUAAGAUCAUAUAAAUAUAUACAUUAACACAAUGUUAUAAAAUGAGAUACUAAAUAUUUUUUUUGAAUCUUUUUGAAAUAAAAUCUCUAUAGAAUCUCUGAUAUAUUUAUCUCAUUUUUACCAAAAAUAUCUAAAAGGAAUAAAAGUAUAUUUAAUGUAAUAAAAAAGAAACUCAAAGUUUUGUCAGUGCCUUAAAUCUCUGUCGUUUUUCUGAAACAGUAAUGUAUUUUGGUAACUUAAAAAUUGUAAGUGUUAUGUAUAUAGCUUACAUAUUAUAUUGUUUAAAGCAAUUAUUUUAACAAAUCAUCUUUAAGUAACGUUAAGUGCAAUAGAAAUGUUAUGUCUAAUUAAUAUUUUAUUAUAAAUAAUCUCAAUGUAAAAUAUAUUAAGCAAAUAUUUUACAAUUAAGGAGAUCUGAUAUUGAGAUUAAUAAAUCUAGAAGGAUAAUAACGUUACUUCUAUGAAAUGUCUAUUGCGUAGUUUUUAUAUGAAAUGUUUACAUCAUAGGCUUUACGGUAAAAUUUAUACAAAAUUUUUAUAAAGCAUAUUAGGUGCUUUUCAUGUUAUAAUCUCAAAAGUAUAUACAUUUACGAUCAAUAAAUUCUAUAAAACACUCUUUUUUCAUAACACCUGAAACGUUCAUUGAUUUUCAUUAUAUUUUACCUCGUAUUUAAUGCCAUUGAUAUUAUUGUAUUUUUUUUUUCAAGUUGUUAACACUCCGUCCAUGAUUUUUAUCAUAAAUAAGUACUUAAAACGUUGGUCUCUCGAGCAUAAUGUAAACACAUAUAAUUUGAGACACCUUCCUAUUCGAAAUCACAAGUAGUGUUAACAAAAAAUAUCAUAAAGAAUAUAUUUGAAGUAACAUUUUCAACUUCUAAUUUCACAAGUCUGAGACAUUUUCCAAUUUGAUGGUAAUUAAUAUUAAUUGUUUUUUUAUAUCGAUCUAGCUCUUUAAAAAAAAACAGUUAUCCGCAGGCCUGCGUAAAAUUGUUCGGUUUAACUUAAUAUUUAUUAAUUUUUAUAUUUUAUAAUUAACAACAUGAAUCUAAAUAAAUAAAAAACACUAUAAUAAACAUUUUCUGUUGAGGGCUCACUUUAACGCGCAAAUUAGCUUAAAUCCUUGUCGACUCAUUUCUACAUGGAAAAAAAAUGAAAUAUAAUGAUACAAGAUUUAAAAAAAGAUGUUUUCAUGGCAUUGAAUGAAAAUAAAAAUUGUAUCUUAAUUUCGUACAAAUAAAUAUUACAAAAUGAAGCAUUUAACUGUAACUGUAUAAUAAUGCCAUAAAGCGUAACGUAUAAAUGUGACGAAAAUAACAAAAAAAAUAGGUCUAUAUCUAGUUGUGAUUUACUUGAAGUAAUAAUGUACAAAGUAGCAGUUUGCAAGUAACUAGUAUAAUAUUGUUGUGUUUCAUUGCAAUAAUAAUCAUUUGUUUCUUGAAACAUGUUUUGUGCCAUGAAGACAGGCAUGUCAUUGUUUUAUUAUUAUUACAAUAUUAAUAUUAUUUUGUACUUAUUGUGUUAAGGGCGAUUCGCUUAGGGCUGUAGCGCAAAAAAUACAUGUUUAUUGGAAUACUAACACUUGUACGGUAAUCAAGAUUAAGAUUUGCUAUUACUAUCAAACUGACAGGUACAAAUAAAAAAAAAUGAAGUAAAAUUAUAAUUUAAAUUUAUUAUACAUACCUAAGUGUUUAAAUUUUUUGUAUUAAAACUUAAUUUUUUUUUAAUACAACCCUAAUAAUUUUUAAUUGUUGUUAUAAUUAGUUUUCUUGCAAAAUAAAUCGUGUUAAUUGCAGAGCUUGAAAUAAUGGUACCUAAUUUUUUAAACAAAUACCAUAGCCUAGUAUAGUCAACGACGUAAUAAAGUAUGGGUACCUUUUUAAAUUUAGUAUUGGUAACGACUGGAAAUUCAAAAAUUUCAAUAUAAAAAGAACUGGGAAUCAAAAUACUUUCCUCGAAUGUCUUUUUUGCGCCACAUUGCCAUGGCACUCCCCUUAAACGGCUAACUUAGCGCCGUAAAUGAACUUGUAGAUAUUUAUGUUUUUUUUUUCUAUAUAGUAUUAUUAUUAAUGGAAAAUCGUAAUAUCUUACAUUAAUUGUUUUCCAAAAACAAAAUAGAGAAUACUUUUAGUUAAGUGAGAUUGUGCAUAUGUCUGUUUUGAUGUGUGUUUAAGAUGAUUUGGUCUUAGUAAACAUUUGAAAAAGUAGAAUUU
Messenger RNA from Amyelois transitella, 9716 nucleotides. It is a transcript of the gene how, whose product is annotated as protein held out wings. Lineage: Eukaryota; Metazoa; Arthropoda; Insecta; Lepidoptera; Pyralidae. Gene Ontology annotation, cellular component: nucleus. The transcript is spliced from 6 exons. Gene Ontology annotation, biological process: regulation of mRNA splicing, via spliceosome. Bases 196 to 1197 code for a protein of 333 amino acids. Gene Ontology annotation, molecular function: mRNA binding. The record is from RefSeq and is a predicted model, not a curated record.